AUGGAUAUUGAACGAAAUUUAGGCAAGAAUUUCUUCGUUCUUUCGUCUGUUGUAAGACAUUGUUUAUGUUUCUUUUCAUUUCUUUUGAUUCAUAACAAUUUCCACAAUCCAGAUCUUUACAAGAUUUGUGGUUCUUCAGUCACUUUUCCAUUUCAAUAUCUCAUCAUCUAUUCAUAUUAUUCAAUGUCCAGUUUUUUCACUUUCUUAAUCACUCGCCUAGAUUCUCUUCAAAGAGACAGCUUCUCACUCCAAUUACAAUUCUAUCCAUCUACCGAACUGUCUUUAUCAAUAACAAUCUAUAAUUUGUUUAUAUUUAUCUAUCGGGAUAGUAUUACAUCAGUUGCUCUAUCAAUAUAUAUAGUAUUUACUAUUGAGUAUUUUCAUUAUCAUUCUCAUUCUAUCUAUCUAUCUAUCUAUCUAUCUAUCUAUCUAUCUAUGGAUGGAUGUCCUGAACAUUUCUAG
Messenger RNA from Acanthosepion pharaonis, 462 nucleotides. The record is from the annotation of a GenBank genome assembly. NCBI's taxonomy places the organism in Eukaryota, Metazoa, Mollusca, Cephalopoda, Sepiida, Sepiidae.